CCACCAUCGGCCAAUAUAACUGCCCCACAGGACAGUGGCAUAGCUGGAAGAAACAACGCAACCCCCGAGGGAUUAGAGGGAAAGGUUAAUCGAAUUCCGCCCGCAUCGGGAUGUGCACGAGAAUUCGCAAGGGCAUCAUUAACCCCAACUAUCCCGGCUUCCAGUCGCUGGCGUACACACUGAACGACGACCAUUUCGACUACAGCUCGGAGAACCCGUCCGACGAUGAGGAGGACUCGUACGUGUCGGAGUCGGACGAUAACGAGAUGAAGCGGCACGACCGGUGCGACGGUGUGGGCGAUGAGAAUGGCAAUUCUUACGGCGGAAGCGACGAUGGUGUGGAAAAGGAGCAACAGUUUUCAACUGGUGGGCACGAAACACCGUUCGUCUCGACACUCUACCCCGGCGCUACGACCGAGACGACAGGCGGGGAGAAAAUGUUCGGAAAUUUGCCCGUGCAACGGUCCCGGAUGCGACUCAUACCGAGCGGAUGCCAUUCGCCCACGUCGUUCACCACCGGCACCAGGAUGAUCGAGACAGAAGAAAAAAUAGACUCGAGCGCAAUCUACGCCUGUACACCCCCGGAUAUUGUCCUGCAGCAUAGCUGCGAGCAUCGACCGGCACCGUUCGGUACGCCGGACGAGCAGCUGAUGGCAUCGCUCGAGCAGUCGAACAUUCAGCGACCGGAUUUGAUUCCGGAACAGCAGCAGCAAGAGCAGAAGAAGAAUGAGCUCAACAGGCAAGAGUUCCAAUUGAAACAGCUCUCCAUCGAAGCGGACGAUAAUGUGCAUGAGGAGUUGGAUGUGGAGGAGGAGGAGGAGGAUAUGGAAUGCCCCAACGUAGACGAUGACAUUAAUGAGGAAGUGGAGGCAAUCGAAAGAAAUCUAACUCCGCCAUCUCCAGCGAUCGAGCGAGGCAUCGGCACGAUCUCGAUCUCGAACAGCUCAAACAGCAGUAGCCAUUUUCUUCGAAACGUUAGUCUCUCGCCCGAUCCGAUGCUGGAGGACGUGACACAAUGUUACGGUUCGGCCAGUGAUGCCACGCUGUCGGAUGAUUCGGAUCACUCCGAUCCGGAAUCGGACGAGGGCGAUGAGUUCGGUUAUCGGCCAUACGACGACGGUGCGACGGACGUAAGCUUCCGAAGGACACCGGACAUGAUUGAUUCACCCGAUCCGAGUGGGGGUGACAGUGCCGGUUCGAGCCCGGGAGAGGUCCAGUACCACCUGGUCGAUGACUGCUCGAAUCAGACCGUACAAAUCACCCGAUCGCGCCAGUCCAGCGAGCACUCGCCGACGAAACAAUAUCAUGCCCUCCUGCAGCACUACUCGUCGCUCGGGCCAGCGGACUAUUGCAACAAUCAAGUGCACCUCGCCGAGCGUGAGAUUAACUGUAACGACCGAUACCCGUCGCUGGAAGAACUUGCUCAAACGUCCGAACCAACGGCACCGGUGGACUAUCCGGUUUCGACCGACUACCCCAAUGUUCGGGCACAAGCGUUCACAAGUAAUCCCCGUAGGGAACCUGCGAUGCCAACGCAAAAGCCACACACCAUUCAUCGGAGUGCACUAGAAGAGGCAAGAAAUGUUAUUGAAGAGACGAUUCAGAGCAGCCCGGAGACGUUAGCCCCCGCCACAAAAAUUUAUCAGAAAGUUCCCAAAGUGAAUCCUUUCUGCGAGCUGCUGCUACAAGAGAACGACACGUGCGAUUUCUUCACCAAACAGGCAAAGUUGCAGAUCGAGGCACGAAUGGCACUGUGCCAGGCGAAGGAUAUGGCCCACAUGCAGAUGGAGAUCGAAAAACGCAGCCUUCCCCUGUCCCCCGUGACGCAGGUGAUUCAUACAGCCGUGGAAAAGGCAGGCCUUUGUCUCGCGGCAGACAAACGGCGCCUCUCCCGGUACUACCUAACCCGGUUGAAUGUGGCCCAGCUACGUACGAUCCUGCUCGAGCUGCAGGGCCACGCGGAAGUGCUGAACGAGGAGCUCGUGCAACUGCUGAUGGAGCGGGAUGACCUGCACAUCAGCCAAGACGCGACGCUGGUCGACAUCGAAGAUCUUUCGAGAUAUCUUUGUGCCAAGGAACAGACGAUUCUUCACGCCGAGCGGCAGCGAAAAAGCUAUCACUGGAGCAGCAAUAAGACCAUUUAUCACCCGAUGCAGCACCAAAUGCAGCCACAUCCUCAAUCGCAGCAGAUGCGAUCAUCGUGUGGAGCGCAGUCCACAGUUCCUGCAUAUCGUUACCAUUGAGAAAGGAAGAGAGGGAGAGUAAAAGAAACACAACCCGCAAAUCAGUCCCGCAUAAGCAACCCCCAUCGCGCAGACAGAUAGUUGUAGGAUGUAAAGCUUAGCUAAUACAGAGAUGAAAUUAUACAUUGAAAAAAAAUUACAUAUAACCCAAACGAAACACUGCAUACAAAACAAGUGGACCCAACAGCAUGAACAUUACAUACAAUAUAACAAAUAAUACUCCCACACGCACCGGUGGUGGUUUAUAAGUUGCACAAAACAGAAGAAACAUUCCCCCUGCAAAUUGCACCACACCCUUCCCUUUGCUGGACACGCAUAGUUUAACAUGGGUGUAUGGUGGCACCUCCGGUAACCCGGAGUCUCUACCUGCAGUAGGUGUAUGCAUGCUGGAAAACCGCUCUAAACUCUAAUCUUGAACGUCUAGAACAAUCAUACCAUGGGGUCAUUAAUAUGGGCAUCAAACAAACUCUCAACCGUUUCCACUUUACAUCACUACUAAACUUAACUAAAUUAAACGAACUACAAAAAAUACUAAAAAAGUUACAAUCAAUUCUCUGGUGAUAAACGAUAAUACUGCAAAUUGUUGUCUCUAUUUUCAAAAUCCAAAC
Messenger RNA from Anopheles coustani, 2851 nucleotides. RefSeq lists its product as uncharacterized. Gene Ontology annotation, cellular component: cell junction; plasma membrane. The transcript is spliced from 7 exons. Lineage: Eukaryota; Metazoa; Arthropoda; Insecta; Diptera; Culicidae. Gene Ontology annotation, biological process: positive regulation of hippo signaling. The record is from RefSeq and is a predicted model, not a curated record. The coding region runs from base 111 to 2243 and encodes 710 amino acids.